Molecule: messenger RNA, 1017 nt
Organism: Aureobasidium pullulans EXF-150
Lineage: Eukaryota; Fungi; Ascomycota; Dothideomycetes; Dothideales; Saccotheciaceae
Product: WD40 repeat-like protein
Exons: 3
Coding region: 1-1017 (338 amino acids)
Cellular component (GO): Cdc73/Paf1 complex
Molecular function (GO): protein binding
Source: RefSeq, a predicted model, not a curated record
AUGACUUCCUUCAGAUUGCAUUCGAAACAAUACCUCCAAACGCAUACCAUCCCGGACGCCUCACCGGCAGACAUCUACAGCGUCGCAACAACCCCCAAACACCUCAUCACCGCCUCCGGCUCCUCCUCCCUACACAUCUACUCUACCUCCCCUACAAAUGACGAAAACAACCCUUACCCCCUCAUCCAAACUUUGGAAAAUGCCCACAAACUAGGCGCCCACCACAUCGCCGUCAGUGCAAAUGGCAAGACCGCCGCGUCCGCUGGUUUCGGCGGCGAGCUAAAGAUCUGGUCCUGCAAUGAUGAAGACGACACCCCACCAUGGAGUGCCAGAGGUUCAAUACUCGAUUCUGCAGAAAACAGUGCUGCCAAGAAUGCAGGGGAGAUCUGGUCUAUUGCGUUGAGUGAGGAUGGUCAAUUCCUGGCUGCCACAACUUUCGACGGACGCAUUAACGUCUGGGACCUCAACACCCUCACUUCCUCCGAGCCGGCUACCAAGCUUCGCGAAUACGAGACAAAAGGUAGUUUUGGUAUGAGUGUUGCGCUGUCUUCUGAUGGCGAGUUUACGGCUUCGGGACAUGCGAACGGUGCUGUGUAUUUGUUCAACAACACUACUGGAAGGUUGGCACAUUCGCUACAAGGGCUGGUAAAGCCAGUGAGGACGGUGGCCUUCUCGCCUGCGAGUAAAUUCCUCGCUGCAGGUGGUGAUGCAAAGGUCAUUGCGCUCUACGAUGUCAAGAACGGUGAGCAGGUUGCAAAUCUCACUGGUAGCCAGAGUUGGGUCAUGAGUCUGGAUUGGAGUGACUCGGGUGAGAAUCUAUUGAGCGGUGCUUAUGAUGGCAAGGCAAAGGUCUGGAGUGUUGAACGCCGCGAGUGCGUUGCUACUCAGACUGAAUCCGACAAGACUCUUUGGGCUGUAAAGUGGCUACCCAAGACACCUAUGACGAGAAACGAAACUUUCGUCACAGUCGGCGCAAACAGGAGCAUCAGCUUCUACCGCGAGGCCAGCGGUGGUUGA